Molecule: messenger RNA, 1172 nt
Organism: Magnolia sinica
Lineage: Eukaryota; Viridiplantae; Streptophyta; Magnoliopsida; Magnoliales; Magnoliaceae
Exons: 1
Coding region: 274-1020 (248 amino acids)
Biological process (GO): protein quality control for misfolded or incompletely synthesized proteins
Cellular component (GO): endopeptidase Clp complex
Molecular function (GO): ATP-dependent peptidase activity; ATPase binding; serine-type endopeptidase activity
Source: RefSeq, a predicted model, not a curated record
CUGAACCCGCCUCUUUUCUGGUUCGUAGGGUGUAGGGUUUUAGAGGUUAGCCAAAAACCUCCAACGGCACUCGAAAACCCCCAAUUUUCUCAUAAUCCCAUUUUUUUUCUCAAACCCUUUCUCUCAAAAUCCCCUCUCUCUGUAAUCCAAACCUCCCCAAAUCCCAUCUCUCAAACCCGAAGCUUUUCCAAAACCCUAACCUCUGGGAAUUCCGAUUCCCAGAAUACCUCCUACCAAACCCCUAAUUCUCCCCUAAAACCCUACACCCCAGCGAUGUUUGCCCGAAUCGUGGCGCGCCGAAUUCCCGUCCACCGUCUCUCGGCCCCGUCUCCCACUCCAUCGUCAGCCGUCCGAUCCUAUGGCCUCAUCCCCAUGGUCAUCGAGCACACCUCCCGGGGCGAGCGGGCCUACGACAUCUUCUCUCGCCUCCUCAAGGAGCGGAUUGUCUGCAUCAACGGCCCCAUCGCAGACGACACAGCUUCCGUUGUUGUGGCUCAGCUCCUCUUCCUUGAAUCCGAGAACCCCUCCAAGCCCAUCAAUAUGUACAUUAACUCCCCCGGCGGUGUCGUCACUGCCGGCCUUGCAAUCUACGACACGAUGCAGUACAUCCGCUCCCCCGUCAGCACCCUCUGCAUUGGCCAGGCUGCCUCUAUGGGAUCCCUACUCCUGACGGCCGGGGCCCCUGGCGAGCGGAGGGCCCUGCCCAACGCCCGUGUCAUGAUUCACCAGCCUUCAGGUGGGGCUAGCGGGCAGGCCAGUGACAUCGCGAUCCAUGCCAAGGAGAUCUUGAAGGUGAGGGAGAGACUGAAUUUGAUCUAUGCGAAGCAUACGGGGCAGAAGAUUGAGCGAAUUGAGCAGUGUAUGGAGAGGGAUAUGUUCAUGUCGCCGGAUGAGGCGAAGGAAUUUGGGCUCGUUGAUGAGGUUAUUGAGCAAAGGCCAAUGGCAUUGGUGACGGAUGCAGUUGGGAGCGGCAGCGACAGUGGAACUGGGAGUAAAGAUAAAGGUGAGGGUUCAACCUAGGCGGACAGGAUUUGGGUUCUUUUUGUUUUCUUACUUUCAGGUACUGUUUCUUCAAAAGCUUUUAAUUUUUGAUCCACGUGAGUUGGAUUUGAAUUUGGAUUUAGUUGAAACAGAUGCAUUUGGAGAAAUAAAAAAUGGUUCUUUUCAGUUUA